Molecule: messenger RNA, 1788 nt
Organism: Helobdella robusta
Lineage: Eukaryota; Metazoa; Annelida; Clitellata; Rhynchobdellida; Glossiphoniidae
Exons: 12
Coding region: 1-1788 (595 amino acids)
Biological process (GO): glutathione catabolic process
Cellular component (GO): plasma membrane
Molecular function (GO): glutathione gamma-glutamate hydrolase
Source: RefSeq, a predicted model, not a curated record
AUGAAUAAAUCGUCGAAAAUAUUAGCCUUAACUGCUUUGGCAGUGUCGGCGAUUGUAGUUUGCGUGGUGAUUGCACUUGCAGUUGUUCUCUCAGGGCGGUCAACAGACGACGUUGAGAAAAUUAAUAUUAACAGCUUUCAUCCAUCGGCUUACAGGAAGUUCUCCUCCUAUGCAGUCAGCUCUGAUUCAGAAGUCUGCUCCAAAAUCGGAAAAUCAAUAUUCCAAAGAAAUGGAUCUGCGGUGGAUGUUUCGAUAGCAACGAUGAUCUGCAUUGGAGUGGUCAGUUUGCACAGUUGCGGCUUCGGAGGAGGUCAUCUGGCCAUCAUAUAUGACACUCCAAGAAACGAAAGUAGAAAAAUACUGACAACAAUCACAGCGCGUGAACGGGCACCAAGGAAAGCUAAAUUUGAUAUGUUCAGAAAUAUUUCGUCUGAAAUUGGAGGACUAGCCGUUGCAGUACCAGGCGAAAUUAAAGGAUUUUACAACGCUUGGAAAAGAUUUGGGAGAUUGCCAUGGAGCGAUUUGCUGGAUCCUUCAAUUAAGUUGCUGGAAAAUGGUUUCGUAGUUGAAAAAUCAUUGGCUAAAGCUAUUUCAAUGCUCACAAAAGAUCAGCUUGAUAACAAUCCGAGCUUAAAAGCUACAUUCACUAAAAACGAUGGCACGCUCCUAAAACUUGGUGACAUCAUCAAGGAUCAAAAACUGGCCGUGACCUAUCGAAACAUAUCCGCCGAUCCCAUGUCAUUCUAUGAAGGACAUCUUGCGGUGGAAGUCGCGAAGGAAGUGCAAAACGCAGGAGGAAUCAUAACAGAAGAAGAUUUAAAAAAUUAUGAAGUUGAAUGGAAAGAAGCAACAGCCAUAAAACUGCAAGGAACCAACUUAACACACCACAGUCUGAGACCUCCAUCCAGCGGAGUUGUACUGGGACUCAUAUUGAACAUCCUCGCAGGGUACAAACUGACGCCUAAUGACUUUUCUCCAAAAAAUAUGGGUUUGACGUAUCACAGACUGGUUGAAGCGUUUAAAUUUUCUUACGCUGGCCGAGGCAUGAUGGGAGAUGAAAAUUUUGUGAAUGUGUCACAGCUUAUGCAGAAAAUGAUUUCAAAAGAAUUUGCCGAGUUUAUCAGAGCAAAAAUUGACGACAGGAAGACAUUCAACAACACAACUCAUUACAACAAUUCUUAUAAUCAAUUCGAAGACCACGGAACGUCUCAUGUAAGUGUGUAUGGACCUGAUGGAUCAGCCGUAGCCAUGACAUCAACUAUUAACACUGGGUUUGGCUCGCUAGUCAAGGGAUCAAAAACAGGUAUUUUAUACAACAACGAAAUGGAUGACUUUUCAAGCCCUUUUCAACAAAACUACUAUGGCUACGUACCUUCUCCUACAAACUACAUUCAGUCUGGCAAGAUUCCAAUGUCAUCAACGAGUCCAUCCUUCCUGAUGGAUUCUCAGGGAAAUGUCAAAUAUGUUUUCGGUGCAGAAGGUGGCUCAAGGAUAAUAACUGCUUUAGCUGGGGUAGCGGUGGGUGCUCUGUGGGGCAAUGAAACAUUAAAUCAAUCAGUUGAUCGAGCACGUGUACACCACCAACUUCUUCCUGACAGGAUCUUGUAUGAAGACUGGAUUAGCCAGAUGCAUAUUGACGGUCUGAAAAGCAAAGGUCACAUGAGCGAAGUCAUAUCACCAGAAGGUUGGACAGCUGUCUGUAACAUCAUCAAGAUCAACUGUUACCGUGAAGACUGCAUUGAAUCUGUUGCUGAUGGUCGAAAAGGUGGAGAACCAGAUGGAAUGUGA